This is a messenger RNA of Micropterus salmoides (largemouth bass), 1834 nucleotides long. RefSeq names its product duboraya (gene dub). Bases 235 to 1392 code for a protein of 385 amino acids. The record is from RefSeq and is a predicted model, not a curated record. The transcript has 9 exons. Lineage: Eukaryota; Metazoa; Chordata; Actinopteri; Centrarchiformes; Centrarchidae.
GAACAUUAAUUUAAACUAAAAUCACAUCUUUUUAAUCAAAAUGAAGCUGCAGAACAAACAGCAGAGAGAGAGAGAGAGAGAUGAUCAGCAUGUGACAGAACAUGAGCCUCUCUCUCUCUCUCUCUCUCUCUCUCUCUCUCUCUCUAGUGACUCUGGUUCUAUAUUUAACCUGCAGGCCGACUGCCGCUCACACAUACUCGACAUAAACGAGUCCGCCGUGAGACGACGAGCAGGAUGGAGGGGGAGGCUCCGCCCCGCCGCUCUGUGGCUGAACUUGCAGGAAGAUUCAAGUGCUCGGCUCCACCACACGAUGCUGCCGGGAACGAUACGGAGAAGCCGGUCAGGCGACGCCCUCCUCGCUCCUUACAGCUCCCCAAAACACAUGGAGAUGACCAGGAGCAGCCUCCAGGUGUCACCUCUCCUCUACCUACCAAAGCCAAGAGGAACUCUGCUCUGAUUGAGAAGCUCCAGGCCAACCUCGCUCUCUCCCCCUCGGCCAUGUUGCCCUCACCAAAGAGCCCCGGCUUCAGGCUACUGCCCCCCGCCUUCCCCCCGGCCUCAGCCCCGGUUACCACCUCUUCCACGACGACCCCCACCAGCCCCGUUAUCGUCUCUCCGUUAACUGAAGAGGAAGGCCCCGCCACCUUUGAAGCCCCUCCCACUGUGGCGGAGGGGUCCAUCCUGAUGAACAUCAACAAGAGCCGAGCCCGCCACUCCAUCCGGCGACGCCCUCCGUCCCGCCGCCACAGGACAUCCAGCAGUGGAGAUGAGGUCAGCGUCGCCAGCGAGGGCGGGGAUGUCUCUGUUAGCUCCCCGAGCGAACUAGAAGACAAAACAAUAGGAGAAGAAGGAAAAGGAGGAGAAGAAGAGAAAGGAGGAGGAGGAGGAGGAGGAGGAGAGGUUUUCACACAGGAAGUUAAAAGAGACGAGGCGAAGGACGAAGAGAAAGACUCUUCAACGUGUCCUGAGAAAAACAAAUCCCAAGAAGAAGAUCAGUCAAAGACCAACCCCGGAGAUGAAGACGAGGAGAAGAAGGUGGGAGAGAACGGAUCCAUGGAAGAAGAGAAGGGAGACGGUUCUUCAUCGGGAAAGAAGGAGGAAGCUCAAGAGAAAAUCUCUGGAGACAACCAGGAAGAAGAUUCAGCUGCAGGAGCGAUCAACACAGAUCGCAAAGAAGAAGAAACAGUCCAGAAGUGGACUGUUGGUGGCUUGUUAGCAGCUUGCUAUCGGACUGUUGGUGGCUUGUUAGCAGCUUGCUAUCGGACUGUUGGUGGCUUGUUAGCAGCUUGCUAUCGGACUGUUGGUGGCUUGUUAGCAGCUUGCUAUCGGACUGUUGGUGGCUUGUCAGCAGCUUGCUAUCGGACUGUUGGUGGCUUGUUAGCAGCUUGCUAGUGGAUUGUUGGCAGCUGUUGGUGGCUUGUUAGUAGCUUGCUAUCGGACUGUUGGUGGUUUGUAGGUGGCUUGCAAGUGGACUGUUGGCAGCUGUUGGUGGCUUGUUAGUAGCUUGCUAUUGGACUGUUGGUGGUUUGUAGGUGGCUUGCAAGUGGACUGUUGGCAGCUGUUGGUGGCUUGUUAGUAGCUUGCUAGUGGACUGUUGGUGGCUUGUUAACAGCUUGCUAGUGAACUGUUGGUGGCUUGUUAGCAGCUUGCUAGUGGACUGUUGGCAGCUGUUGGUGGCUUGCUAAUGGACUGCUGGUGGCUUGUUAGCAGCUUGCUAGUGGACUGUUGGUAGCCUGUUGGUGGUUUAUUGGCGAAAUUGUUAACAGCUUGCUAGUGAACUGUUGGUGGCUUGUUAGCAGCUUGCUAGUGGACUGUUGGUGGCUUGUUAGCAGCU